AUGAAGGGAUUGUCUUUGCUGGCUUCGGCGUCAUUGGCGCUGGCGGCCAAACAACUUUCGUUCUCGAAGUCGGAGUACGAGAGUGGUGCAGUUCACGAGAGCAUCAUGGAAACCAAACAUGCUUCGUGGGAUAGGCAGCGAGCAGCAGGAGAGAUGGACUCGUCACAAUAUCCUUCCCUCGCUGCACCUUUCGUGAGGUGUGAGGGUGGUCUAGCUGUGGUGGAAGCAGGCAACGCAAAUCAGACCUUCAAGUGCAGCAACAUGGAUCUGUACGACUUCAAGAGCCACUCAGCUCUGGGCAGCUUUGGUGGUGAAGGCUCCUCAAGCUGGGGUGUAGUUCUAGAGGGUGGUCGCGAAUUCGUGGCAAUUGGUCAGCAGGACGGAACGGCCUUUGCAGAAAUCUCUAGCGAGGGCAAGCUGGUAUAUCUUGGACGACUUCCUCAACAAUCAGUUUGGUCGAUAUGGCGCGAGAUCCGAUCUUACAAGAACUACAUGAUCAUUGGUUCCGAGGCCGUCGGUCAUGGUGUGCAGAUCUUCGAUAUGAACAAGCUGCUUACCAUUGAUCCAGCCAACCCAGUCAAUUUCAGCACAACCGCAGAUCUGACUGGACUGUUCAAUGAACUUCCUGUUGGCAGAACUCACAACGUUGUGGUCAACGAGGAACUCGGCUAUGCAGUAGCGGUUGGUGCUCAACCACGAAACAGCACGUGUCGCGCAGGUCUUAUCUUCAUCGACUUGACAGAUCCCUCAAACCCAACAACCCCGGGUUGCGCUGGCCAAGACGGUUACGUACAUGAUGCUCAAUGUGUCGUCUACCACGGACCUGAUACUCGCUAUGAAGGGAGAGAUAUUUGCUACGGUUACAAUGAGGACACUCUCACCAUUUAUGAUGUAACCGAUAAGGUUGGUGUCAACAGCUCGAGAGUCAUCUCUAAGCUCAGCUACAUCGGAGCAAGAUAUACUCACCAAGGUUGGGUCAACGACGUGAACUGGCAAUCCCACAUCCUGCUCGAUGAUGAGCUUGACGAGGAGUACAUGACAGGUCUUGCUGCAGACCGCUUCCCUGUUACAUAUAUCAUCGAUAUCUCCAACCUCGAAGCACCAAUACACACUGGACACUACAAGCACAAAUCAUACAGCAUCGACCACAACCAAUACGUAUAUGACGGACUUGACUAUAUGUCCAACUACGGUGCCGGAAUCAGAGUGUUGGACGUAAGCAGUGUACCCUCGGACCCAACUGGAGGUUCUGUCGAGGAGGUCGCAUUCUUCGAUAUUUACCCAGAGGACGAUCACCUCCCGAACGGCGGUAUUAUUGACUUUGUGGGCACAUGGUCGCACUAUGCCAAUUUCCCAUCCGGCUACGUUCUUGUAAACACGAUCGAGCGAGGAGCAUUCAUCGUCAAAAUGAGCCAAUUCGAGAAGCGAGGUCGUGGUAUGCACUAUAAGAAGCCUCGUAAUGUGUAA
This is a messenger RNA of Lithohypha guttulata, 1467 nucleotides long. RefSeq lists its product as uncharacterized. The record is from RefSeq and is a predicted model, not a curated record. Bases 1 to 1467 code for a protein of 488 amino acids. NCBI's taxonomy places the organism in Eukaryota, Fungi, Ascomycota, Eurotiomycetes, Chaetothyriales, Trichomeriaceae. Gene Ontology annotation, cellular component: extracellular region. The transcript is spliced from 8 exons.